CGCAUUGAACUAGCGCGAGGCUGUGCACAUAGGAUUUAGAGAGGCGAGAGAAGGGAAGACAGGAGAAAGGCGAGACUACAGCACUUCAGACAGCUCAACAACACAGACACUAAUAGAAAAUCAGAAGGUCAAGGUGAACAAACUCCCCCUGUCUGAUCAGUAUGGCCAAAGGGGACCCCAGGAAGCCCAAGGGCAAGAUGUCCGCCUACGCCUACUUCGUACAGACGUGCCAUGAGGAGCACAAGAAGAAGACCCCUGAGAUCCCUGUCAACUUCACAGAGUUCUCCAAGAAAUGCUCUGGGAGAUGGAAGAUGAUGACGGAGAAAGAAAAAUCUAAGUUUGAAGACCUGGCCCGACAGGACAAGGUACGCUAUGACCAAGAGAUGAUGCACUACAACCCAGGCAAUAAGAGGGGCAAGAAGAAGGACCCCAAUGCCCCCAAGAGACCACCCUCGGGUUUCUUCAUCUUCUGCUCAGACCACCGGCCUAAAAUUAAGGCCCAGUUCCCCGGCCUCGGCAUCGGAGAUGUGGCCAAGAAACUCGGUGAAAUCUGGAACAGUCUCCCAGAUGGCAGUAAGCAGCCGUACCUACAGAAAGCUAACAAGCUGAAGGACAAGUAUCAGAAGGAUGUUGCUGACUACAGGUCAAAGGGCAAGGUGGGCAGCGGUGGUGGUGUCGGCGGCGGUGUCGGCGGUGGUGGCGGGAUGAGCAUGAGUAUGAGCAUGGGCAAUGGCAUGGCCGUGGGUGCCAUGAAUAUGGGCAUGGGCAUGGGCAUGAGUAUGGGUAUGGCACCCAAGCAGAUGAUGAAAGGCCACAAGGACGAUGAUGACGAUGAAGAUGAUGAUGAGGACGAGGAAGAUGAGGAUGACGAGGAUGAGGACGAUGAUGAAUAGACUGGAUUUGCCCAUGUAUUUUCCUAUAAUUAGGCUAUAAUUACAUUAUUAUUAUUAUUAUUAUUACACAAUUUCUUUUACAGUUGAAGUGCAGUAGGGAUAAGGACACACUGGUUGUCCUUCCGAUCUGACUUCCCCUCCCAAUUUCCACCAUGAGUUCCUUUGACUAUUCGUGUUUACUGUAUGUGCUCUGCAUCUCAAAUUAUGCUGCACUCAGUUGCAGGGCCACCAGUAGACUUUAGGAGCCCUUAACUUUCCAAGGAGUGAGUGUGUUUGUGUGUGUGUGUGUGUGUGUGUGUGUGUGUGUGUGUGUGUGUGCAAGCGAGUGUGAGUGUUAGGAAGGGAGGAGGUUGGAUUUUCGGAGGCCCCAAUCUACCAGAGAUACAUUUCAAGGGUAUGGUAGCGCUCUGGUACGGUCUAGACUGUUGUUUCAUAUGGGGGUGAUGGAAGACAGUUUUGGAGGCCCUGAGUGGUCCACUCAGAGGUGGAGCCUGUCAUGCUCUGGUUUGAGGUGUAGAACCAAUGCUGUGGGAGAGCAGACCUUGGCUCCUACCCCCUAACGUUUGUGUGUAUGUGUGUGUUUGUGCGUGUUGCAUCCACAAUGUUGUCACAGUCCAAUGUAUUGACGAUCUCUCUGUAUUUAACCCACCUGGUGUAUAAUGAAAUGCAUUUAAACAAGUGGUAGCAUUGCAGCAUUUAAACAUGUUCUUGUUUUAUUAUCCUUGACAAAGAGAUGUCUAAGGUGGUGUGUGUGUGUAACUGUAUAUGCUUGAUAUAGACUAGUUAUUUUCUUGUGUUUUUGUUACGUUCAUAGGUAUUGAAAACUGUACAUGUGUUGGUGUCGAUGAUACCCAUGCACUACACACUACUUCAGUCUAUCAGUUAAUCCCAUGGUUUUCUUUUGCAUUGUUGUGGGGCAAUUUCAAACGAAAGAUCUACGUUCCAGAAUAUCACGACAUAGGCACCCAUUAGCACUUAGACACCAGGGCCCUUGUGCUCGUCUAUAGAAAGAAAAGAGAAAGGUAUAGCUAUUUCUCUUUCUUUCUUAGAUAUGUUAACAUUUUUUUUUUUUUUUACAAGGUGCAUUUUUAAUGUUAACUGUUGUGUAUUCCUCAUGUUUCAUGAACAAACAGAGAGAGAGUGCGACUGUUGAUGAUAAAUCUGUACUUAUAUGUAUCUAAGAUUUUCUUUUAUAUGUUUAGGAUGCUAUGUUUGCUAUUAAAGCGACACAUGCAGUUUUAUAGCUGUGCUAUUUCAUUUUGCUGCUGCUCCUUCUGCCCAUCUCACAGGCUGAAUGGAACAACAAGGAGUCCUUUUAUUAACAAAUGAAUGUGUUUGUGUCUUAUUAAUGAACAACCUGAAGACCUGCAAUAAAGACGCCAAACAUA
Messenger RNA from Alosa alosa (allis shad), 2281 nucleotides. It is a transcript of the gene hmgb3a, whose product is annotated as high mobility group box 3a. The coding region runs from base 162 to 893 and encodes 243 amino acids. Lineage: Eukaryota; Metazoa; Chordata; Actinopteri; Clupeiformes; Clupeidae. Gene Ontology annotation, biological process: regulation of transcription by RNA polymerase II. The transcript is spliced from 5 exons. Gene Ontology annotation, molecular function: DNA binding, bending. The record is from RefSeq and is a predicted model, not a curated record.